Corticium candelabrum is the source of this 1001-nucleotide messenger RNA. Its product is annotated as monoacylglycerol/Diacylglycerol O-acyltransferase-like. The transcript has 6 exons. Lineage: Eukaryota; Metazoa; Porifera; Homoscleromorpha; Homosclerophorida; Plakinidae. The record is from RefSeq and is a predicted model, not a curated record. Gene Ontology annotation, molecular function: acyltransferase activity. The coding region runs from base 161 to 643 and encodes 160 amino acids.
CCAAAAGUCUACAGUUGUCUCAGCCAAUGGACCUUGAGCAGCAACGUAACGCAUUUUCCGGCCUCCAACAGUCAUUUCAAUCUGACUCGCGUUGAUGUAGUCACUCUUGCCCCUGCUCUCGUCUACAUCCAAUUUCACUCUUGUCUCUUCAUAUGGCCGAAUGUUCGCGUAUCUAUUCUUUGUCUUCGCAUCAGUAUCAGAACAGUCUGCAAUCAUUUUGUCUGCACUCUUCGCAGGUUAUGAAGUUGUUGGUUUGGAGAAUAUUCCUGAGAGAGGCGGGGCACUUGUUGUUGCUUUUCACGGAGCUUUAGCGUUAGACAUGUACUUCUUGAUUUCAAGAGUGAUGUUGGUGAAACACAGGCUUAUGCAGUCUGUAGCAGACAGGUUCUUAUUUCGUUGCUGGGGUCUUGGUCCGUUUCUACAGCUGUGUGGUGUCAUACCUGGUACAAGAGAUCAAGCAUUGCAAUGCCUCAAAUCUGGCUCACUGCUGUGCAUUGCUCCUGGUGGAGUAAGGGAAGCUUUGUUUUCUGGAAAGGAAUACGAAAUUCUAUGGGGACAGAGGUCUGGCUUUGCACAAGUUGCUAUUGCAGCUGGAGUGGUAACUACGUGUAUGAACAAACGGCCCACAGCCGGGUUGACCUGAAACUGUUGCCGGGGAUGACCAAACUCUUACCUUUUUCAAUACACAAGCUAUCUAACUACAUUUUCAUCACAAGUUUUCACAACCUACUACUACUACUGUAGUGGGUUGUGAAAACUUGUCAAUGUCGUAAUCAAUGUCGCAUUGGAUUUGCCUUAUUACGUGCAUCCAUCAUGUGUCUCAGAGGCUGCACAACAAGAACACCUACCAACAAAGACAUACUCUUGGCUUCGGCUGAGAGUAGACUACCUUGCAGUAGUUGAAUUUUAGACUUAGAUAUGUGUUUAAUGUAAUCGUUUUGCGAUGUUGUGUACAGUACCUUUGCUUAAUUGUUUGUCUUGUAUGAUAGAGUUUGAUUUUC